This is a messenger RNA of Pogoniulus pusillus (Red-fronted tinkerbird), 595 nucleotides long. Its product is annotated as glyceraldehyde-3-phosphate dehydrogenase, testis-specific-like. Bases 18 to 428 code for a protein of 136 amino acids. NCBI's taxonomy places the organism in Eukaryota, Metazoa, Chordata, Aves, Piciformes, Lybiidae. The record is from RefSeq and is a predicted model, not a curated record. The transcript has 5 exons.
CCGCGCCCGUGGCCGCGAUGGGUCCCGCCAGGAGCCUCGGUCUGUGCCUGGUGCUGAGCAGCGUGGCCUGGACACGGGGGGAGCUGCUGCCCUGCCCGCAGUGCCCCCUCGCGCGCUGCCUGAACGCCACUCACUGCGGCUGCCCCCCCGGGCACCUGCCCCCCCCCUGGCCGCAGGACCCCCCCCCUGCUGCAGAGCUGCGACGACAUCAACGAGUGCCUGGAGCUGCCCCCCCGCUGCGGCCCCUUCCAGACCUGCACCAACAGCCCGGGGGGGUUCAACUGCUCCUGCAGCCUCGGCUACAGGGAGGGACCCCCCCCCGAGACCCCCGCCCCGGGGUCCCCCCCCGGCCUCCACUGUGUCGACGUGGACGAGUGUGCCGAGGGGGGGUCGGACCCGUGCGGGGGGGGGGGGGCCGUUUGCUUUAACACCCCGGGGGGAUUCGAGUGCCACUGCCCCCCCGGCUACGUCAAGACGCCCCCCCAAAACCACUGCACCGGUGAGUGACCCCUCCCCCAAAUUAACACCACCUCCACCCCUCCAGGACCCCCCCAAAACUCUUUGCCUCCCCAAGGACCUCCUCACACCCCCUUAG